AUGUCUUACUCCCAACCAUACAGGCCGCGCCCGCAACGCCCCGAUAGGACUCCCAGCACCGACAAUGCCAUUCCAUUCCCGCCUGGCGCCCCCACUGCUGCACCCUACUCGCCGCAGCAGUAUCCUCCGCAACCGUACUCGCCACAGCCGUACUCGCCGCAGCCGUAUUCACAACCCUAUUCACCACAGCCUCGCAUUCCCUUCAGUCCGGAAUCGCCUCGCCCGGGCUCCUCCGCAUCUCAUCGCCCACGCCCUGGACCCGGUCCCUACCAGUACCCGUCACGGACCGGCACUGCUUCGCCGCAGCAGGCCUAUCGCCCGCCCACAGCCUCCUCGUAUCGCUCAAACACCUACGGCAGCCCGGCCCCAGCCUCUCCGCACCGUCCCGAUUACCAGCGAAGCGCAGCAACAUCACCUCGUCUCGACAACCGCCCAGGAACCGCCUCUUCCUCGCGGAGCCCGCACCCCUCCUUCGGCCCGCAGCAACCCUUCAGCAGUCCCGGCUUCGCCAACGAUGGAACCCCGUCCCCGCUCUCGCAGGCAACCACCCAAGUCGACCUCCACGACGUAGCGCUCGGGCCGCCCCAAGAAGCCCCCAAGCAGCUCGACCGACCACCGACCCUCCCCCCAGCACCCCCAGGCGUUCCCGCCCCAACCACGCACUCCCGCUUCUCGGACGCUUCGGCCGCCAAUGCCCUCGCCGCCUCGCGCUUCAGGUCGCCCGACCAGUACAGCUGGCCGCGGAUGGCCCAGUGGACGCUGUUGCCGCUGAUCCUCAUGAUAUCGGGCGCCGUGGCCAUCCUGAUGGGCCACAGCCUCAGCCUGUACGGCGGCCUGAAGGUCGACGGCACCAUCGACAACACGGUCAGCACGCACCCCGUUUGGCCGUCCGACUUGAGCUUGCUGCCCUCGUGGCUGCUGCUGGCUGUCGGCUUCACCAGCUUCUGCUGCUCCAUCAUCGUGUGGGGCCUCAGCCUGCGCGAGCGCUUCAUGAAGCCCGUCAAGCGCCUCGCCGGCGUGCGCGUCGGCAUGGGCAUCUUCUUCGUCGGCGCGUGGAUCGCCGCGUUGGCCGUGUACAAGCUGUUCGAGACGGGUGCUGGAGGCGAUAGCUUGAGCGCGUAUGCGUGCGAGCACGCAUCGGACAAUGUUACCGGCGCGUCUGAGAUUGCGAGGGUCUGCACCGAGCAGAACGCGGGAUUCGCCCUGGCCAUUGCUUCGGCGAUCCUCGAGCUCGCAUUGAUCGGUUGCUUUGCCAUCCGGACCCUCAAUGCCAAAAAGGACAACGCUUUGAGUGAGAAGCUGUAG
Molecule: messenger RNA, 1305 nt
Organism: Diplodia corticola
Lineage: Eukaryota; Fungi; Ascomycota; Dothideomycetes; Botryosphaeriales; Botryosphaeriaceae
Product: ph domain-like protein
Exons: 2
Coding region: 1-1305 (434 amino acids)
Source: RefSeq, a predicted model, not a curated record